AAAUCAAAGGUUUGAGGACCAGACGUGAGUAUCUGUUCCAUUUUCCCCGUUGCCAUAGCAACGCCUCAACAAGUCAAGAAUGGUCCGCGUCAGCGAGGACCUUAUCCGCCGUCGUGCUGAGCAUAACAACUGUGAGAUCUUCUCUCUGGAGGAGGUGUCUCUGCAUCAGCAGGACAUCGAGCGGAUUGAGCACAUCAACAAGUGGUGCAGAGACCUGAAAAUCCUUUAUUUACAAAAUAACCUCAUUCCAAAGAUAGAAAAUGUUGGGCGACUAAAGAAGUUGGAGUAUUUGAAUCUUGCCUUGAAUAACAUUGAAGUGAUUGAAAAUUUGGAAGGCUGUGAAAGUCUUCAGAAGCUGGAUUUAACAGUGAAUUUUGUGGGACGACUGAGCAGUGUGGAAACUCUUAGCCAGAAUGUGCACCUGCAUGAACUCUACCUGGUGGGGAACCCCUGCGCUGAGUUUCAGGGCUACAGGCAGUAUGUGCUGGCUUGCCUACCUCAGCUACAGUGGUUGGAUGGCACAGCAAUAGGACGAUCAGAGCGGAUAAGGGCACUACAAGACAUAGAUGGCCUGAGGAGGCAGAUCUUAGAACAGGAGGCAGAGUAUGUAGAAGAGAGAGAGAAGCAGAAAAAAGGACUUAAAGAGACCACACUCAACAGACCACAGGAUCUAGAUCAUGCUUGCAGCAUCUCUUCAAUCUCUGAAGAAGACACAGAGACCUGGAAGCAAGACCCAAAUCCAGAGUCUCACCCAAACCCGAACCUAAACACAGACUUAAACUCACACUUGAUGGACACACUUGAGGAUAGGGAUUUCUGGGAAAAGCCAUGCACCUUCACUCCUGAGUCAAGAUUGGAAGCACAUCGUCAUCUUGAGGAAAAGAGGAGUCAGAAAGAAGAAAUGAGGGAGCCAAAAAACAAAGGUAAACCUCGCAGAGCUCUGAUCACUCCAGAGGGAAGAGUUCUGAAUGUUAAUGAAGCAAAGCUGGGCUUUACUCUUAGUGAAGAUGAAGACAACAACAGUGUGCUUCUUGAUCUACACGUGUACAGGCAUUUGGACACCUCUCUGCUAGAUCUUGAUAUUCAGCCUACAUAUGUAAGAGUGACUGUCAAAGGAAAGGUAUUCCAGUUGGUUUUGCCUGAUGAGGUAAAGCCUGACAGUAGCACAGCACAGCGGUCUCAAACCACUGGCCACCUGCUUCUCACCAUGCCAAAGGUACGUGGAGAGAUUAAAGUACAAAAAGCGGUUAAAUCCACUGUUACAAGCAAUAAUGCAUUCGAAGAGGAAAAGACCAGGAUGAUUUCUGGUUGUGAGAGAUUAGAAGUCGACCCCAGCAAAGGUUCUGCAGUUGACUUGACCAACAUUGUUUCUAAAGAAAACAACACUACCCAUGGACCCCUGCAGCUCUGCCAGCAAAUACAGCCUUGUGGGGCCCAAGAGAGGCCCGUUUCCAAGCAGUUUGUGGAUGACCCAGAAGUACCCCCACUCAUCUAACCAAGACCAAGAAAGGAAAAGGAUCAGAGUACCUAAGUACAACUGUGAAAUGCAUACACACCUACCAGUCACUUUCUUAGAAAAACAUGGUAGGCGUGCAAUUGUAGAGUGUAGACUGAAUGUUGCCGUUUGCAGUUUUGGGUUAGCCAUCCAAUAGAACUUCAUCAGGGUUAGCCACUCUCUUGGCCUUCGUUGAUGUGGUCCACUGAGAGCUGGAUAUUUCUGGAUGGUGGAUCACUCCCAGUCCAGUAAUGGCACUGACCUAUGUAAAAAAAAACUAAACAAAAAAACACGAACACUGCUGAGCACUGUAAGUAAAACUUCAGGGUCUACAGGCAUGUUAGUGUUAUUGGUCACAAAUGUACGUUACUUCUUCAGUAAGGUAGCAGUUUAUUUCUCUAUUUUUGGUAUGGUAAAACACUGAUAAUUCACUGCUUUUAGGAACAUGUCCAUUCCUGUUCAAAACAGAGAUGUUGUCAAAAUUACUAGAUCUGGAUGGGUUAUGUUUUUAUUAAUAAGCUUGUUGAUUAUUUCCUCAGUUCUUUGUGUGUGUGUGUGUGUGUGUGUAGCAGAUAAUGUGUGAGUAAUUCUUGUUCCUCCUGACUCAGAUGAUGGAAAGUCUCAUCAUCUCAUCCAUAUUCUUUAAACACACAUACCAUCUGAUUCAUAGAGGGCUGGUAUUACACACACAUACACACACACACAUUACCCUACUCUGAUUCAUAUAGGUCUUAUGUUACAACCAAACUCUCACAUAUAGCUUUUUCCUUUCUGUCACUUAUGUAAAAUACUCAUCAUAUACUCUUAAUUUAUGGAAAUACAAAUACACACCAAUGUAUACUGUCCAAUAACUGCAAAUGAUUGUUCUAAUAUUAAUGGGUUUGAGGCUUUGUUUGAGGUUUCCUCUAUAUGAAAGAUGAUAUGACAGACAGUAAGGGAGUUAGAAAAUUCGUGUGAGAUUUCAAAUUUGGCUGUCACAGUUAGAUUUACGUUCAAACCAUUUCUCUCAGCAUCUUCUUGUCCACCCCCCACCCCCCAUCUCUGAAGUAAUUGCCCCUCUGUCAAAUGUGUGUAAACCUUUGUCAUUUCUUUUUCUUUUUUUUUACUGAAUGAGAAAAAGGCAUGAGACCAUAUGGUCACUCUUUAAAAAUAAUGUCAUUAACUUGCUUCUGAGAGAAACAGCACAUAUGGCUGUCUAGAAAUCCCAAAUAAAUAAACUAUGUCCAUAAAGGAGCCUACUGUCAAAGUUUCCAUCUUUUUGCCUUUUGGUGCAUGGGGUUUACUUUAUCAGAACUAAUACAUUUUGAUUUUUGUAAUUUCCUGGAUGCUUGUGUUGUGUUUCUGUGCAAAUGUAUUGGCUUCACCAUGUAUUUAACCUCUGAAGUUUUCUGUUCUGGGAAGCAAACUCAAGGGAGGAUGUAGUUCACCAUGCCUGGGCAACCUCAAGGCACAUCAAACUGCAUCCCCUCUUUAGUUUGCUUGCUAUUUAUGUAGCCGUCCUGAAUACUGAUGUUGAUAGAAUUGCUUACUUAAAGUUACUUAUCUUUUAUUUGUAUUCAUAUUAAUGCAUUUUAUAAAUAGAUCUGUUUUAA
This is a messenger RNA of Electrophorus electricus (electric eel), 3087 nucleotides long. It is a transcript of the gene dnaaf11, whose product is annotated as dynein axonemal assembly factor 11. Gene Ontology annotation, molecular function: protein binding. Gene Ontology annotation, biological process: outer dynein arm assembly. The record is from RefSeq and is a predicted model, not a curated record. NCBI's taxonomy places the organism in Eukaryota, Metazoa, Chordata, Actinopteri, Gymnotiformes, Gymnotidae. Gene Ontology annotation, cellular component: cytoplasm.